AUGGGCUGUAUUUCUGAUAAAUAAAUGAGAAAUGAUAGAAAAACAAUACAACUAUCUUAAAAUGAUAAAUUAUAAUCUUCUUAAACAGUAAAUCAAAUAAUAAUAUCUAUUUAAUAAUUAGUGAUUAAGCUACAAAAUAUAUAUACUAAUAUUAUAAAUAAAAACUAAAAAAUCCCUGAGCACUACGCUAAUUUAGAGCCAUGUAAAAUAUUGUAGAAGUUAAGAGAAAAUGAAUUUUUGAGUGAAUGUGAAAUAAAAAUAAUUGAAUGUAAAUUCAGAUUGAUUUUAACUUAAAUGAAAGAAUCAAUUAAUAAAGCUUCAUAAAUGCUAUUAGAUUUUAACUAAAACAAUACUCUUAACUAGUCAAAUAAGAAAAUCCUCUUAGAAAUUAUAAUGCUUUAUGAGUCAACUUAUAUCAAUUUCUUUAAAUAUCAAGAAAAUAUUGAAUACAAAAAAUUCAUGUAAUUUAUUUAAUCCAAAUGCCCAAAAGAGGAAAAUGAAUAAAGUUUUUCACAAUCAAGCUCUGCAAAUACUUUCAAAUGUUCAUUUUUAACAUAAGACACACUUUAUUGA
Tetrahymena thermophila SB210 is the source of this 573-nucleotide messenger RNA. RefSeq lists its product as hypothetical. The record is from RefSeq and is a predicted model, not a curated record. The transcript has a single exon. NCBI's taxonomy places the organism in Eukaryota, Ciliophora, Oligohymenophorea, Hymenostomatida, Tetrahymenidae.